AUGUUUAGUUGCAUUUGCAAAAAAUUGCAGUAUGGUAGCUCUGUUGUUAAAUCUUCACCAAGACUUCAACUCUAUUUUCACCAAAACCACCCAUUGUCGUCCUCAUCAACAAUUCUCGAAUCAAUCUCAAACACUGCAAAUGAACACUCAUUUACAGUCUCUUACCUCAUAAACUCAUGUGGGUUUUCUCUAGAAAAAGCACUAUCAGCCUCCAAGGAUGUGAAUUUUGAAGCACCUGACAAACCAGACUCUGUCCUGAAUUUCUUCAAGAACCAUGGAUUCACUGAAACCCAGAUUUCAAACAUGACAAACAGAGAUCCUUCAGUCCUCUUAUGUGAUCCAAGAGAAACCCUUUUGCCUAAAUUUGAUUUUUUCCAAUCUAAGGGAAUUUCAAACCUAGAUAUUGCCAAAAUGCUGUCUUCAACACCAAGUAUCCUGAGGAGAAGCUUGGAAAAUCAAAUCAUUCCAUCGUUUGAUUUCUUCAAGAAUUGGCUUGAAUCUGAUGACGAUACAGUCUUCGCCAUUAAACGAUUUCAUAAGCUUUUGUUGCAUGAUCUUCAAACCUAUGUGGCACCUAAUAUUGAGAUUUUAAGAGAAUUAGGGGUGCCUGAGUCAAAUCUUGUUGUUCUGUUGAAGUACCAUCCUAGAGUUUUCAUGACAAAAUCUGAUAGGUUUAAGGAAAUUGUGGAGGAAGUUAAGAAAAUUGGGAUCAACCCUAUAACAAUGAAAUUUGUCCAGGCUGUUCAGGCGAUGAGGGGGAUGAGUAGAUUGACUUGGAAAAAGAAGGUGGAGCUUUAUAAGAAAUGGGGUUGGUCUGAGAAUGACGUGCUCACUGCUUUUGGGAAGCAUCCGUGGUGUAUGACUGCAUCAGAGGAUAAGAUUAUGGGAGUCAUGGAUUUUUUAGUGAGCAAAAUGGGUCUGGAUUCUUCUGUCAUUGCAAGAAGACCAGAUAUCAUCUCUCUGAGCUUGGAUAAGAGGAUUGUUCCGAGGUGUUCAGUUUAUCAGGCUUUGUUGGAAAAAGGUUUGAUCACUAAGGAUUUUAGCUUGAGAAGAAUGUUGGAGUCUACAGAACAGUUGUUUCUCAAGAAGUUUGUGGAGUGCUUCGAGGAGGAAGCUUCUGAGCUGUUGAAGUUGUAUCAGGAAAAGUUGGAGCUUUCAGUGUAUGAUGUGGAUUAG
Ilex paraguariensis (yerba mate) is the source of this 1176-nucleotide messenger RNA. Lineage: Eukaryota; Viridiplantae; Streptophyta; Magnoliopsida; Aquifoliales; Aquifoliaceae. The record is from the annotation of a GenBank genome assembly.